This is a messenger RNA of Haemonchus placei, 804 nucleotides long. Lineage: Eukaryota; Metazoa; Nematoda; Chromadorea; Rhabditida; Trichostrongylidae. The record is from the annotation of a GenBank genome assembly.
CUGACAUUUCAGGACGUUGGCUGCCUUGACGCUACAAGAGUGAAGCUUGACUAUUAUGGAGGCGACGACUAUAUCCAUGCUAAUUAUGUGGGCACGCCAACUAGUUCGAGGCGAUUUAUAUGUACUCAGGCUCCAUUAGAGAAGACUUGCAAGGAGUUCUGGUUUAUGUGUAUGCAAGAUCGUGUCGAGUUUAUUGUUAUGUUGUGCAACUUUAUUGAAAAGGGAGCCAAGAAGUGCUACCAAUACUUUCCCCUGAGUGGAUCGAUGACAUUCGGUGAGAUCACAGUCGCGUUUGCUGGUUCGACAAUGAUGCGCUUCACUUGUCCCACAAACGCCCAAGUGCGAAUAACCACGCUUAUUGUUGAACGAAAUGGUCGGAAAAUGAGGACAAGGCAUCUACAUUGGAUUGAUUGGCCGGACCGUGGAGUGCCUCCAGCAGAUACAGCAAUUGUCCAAGUGCUGGAGCUCAUCAAAGGCACACAAGCACCAAUCGUGGUUCACUGCUCAGCAGGUGUUGGCAGAACCGGCUCGAUGGUUCUUAUCCAGUACAUUCUAGAAUCUAUCUCAAUGGGAGGGCCCCUAGAGGAAACUGAUAAAGUGCUUCUCAAAAUCAGAGCUCAAAGGGCCAACACUAUACAGGCGAGUCAACUUAUUUCGUAUUCGGACCAGUUUCAGACCGAUCAGCAGUACUUGUUCGUUCAUCAGGUCUUGCUCAAUUACUUCGUUGAAAAUCAACUUCUUGACCCCAGAUGGAAACCAUUCUUGAAUCGCUUCACAGUAGAAUACAAUAGGAGCGUCUUCUAG